AUGCAGCACAGUUUCUUCAUCUUCCUGUACACAGGAGCUGAAUUUCUGCACGAGACUGGAAAGUACGCGGAAGUUCACGUUUGUUGUCCCUCCCUGUCUUCAGUUAAUAAACCUGUCAGUUUAGUCAUGUUGGAGCAGACAGGGAACGAAAAGUUUGUCGCUGAUAUGGACGGAUACACAAACACCGUGGACAAAAACGCAGAUAUAGUGAGUCGUCGUGGAUGGGGCGCCGUGCAGCCUCGGGAAAUGACAGAGAUGGAGAGUCCCGCGCACACAGUGAUCGUUCACCACACCGCCCUUCGGUUCUGCGCGCACCCGCGAGAAAGCGUCUCCGAGCUCGCUCACAUUCAGCGCAUGCACAUGCAGGAGCGGGAUUUCGACGAUAUCGGUUACAACUUUCUGAUAUCUGGAGAUGGGACUGUGUAUGAAGGCCGAGGAUGGGGGGUUGUAGGAGCUCAUGCAAAGGAACACAACGUUUAUUCUGUCGGCAUCGCCUUCAUGGGCAACUUCAAUGCUGAUUUGCCAAGCUCUGCGUCGCUGUCUGCUCUGCUGAGACUGCUGCACAUUGGAGUGCUUCUUGGGCAUGUGCGACCCAAUUUUGUGCUUCUGGGACAUAAAGACGUUGCAAAAACUGCUUGCCCUGGGGAAAAUUUAUACUCUGUCUUACCAAAACUAAGAGACCAAUUGCAAUUGUGAAUGUGAAAGUGUGUGACAGGUUUAUUUAUUCUCUAUCCUUUCUGUUUUAAAGCUGUGAAAAAGUAAUGAAUUAUUACUGGAACCAGUUCUGAGGACAGAAAAAUUAUGUUUAUCAAAUAGGAUUAUUAUCAUUGUUGUUGUUAUUGAAGAGGAUUCCUCUUGUUCAGAGCAUGGACCUUUUAUGACUGAAUUUAUAAUUCUAAAGUCGUUAUUAUUUUAUUUUAUGCACAAAAAAAUGUCUGUGUUGCAGUGACUAUAGCGUUGAUAUUCUGUGUCAGUGCCUCUUAUAUGAAGUUCAAUCAGGGAUUUUCUGUGUCUAAACAUAUUUAAUAUGACUCUUCUACUUUGUCAUUUACCUGAUGUGUCUUAUUUAAUCAUUUUUAACAAAUAUAAUUACUUUAAGUCUGUUUAGUAUUUAUUUAAGGUGUGUGUAGCAUGUGUAUGUGUAGCUGCCUUUGCACUGCUUGAUAAUAUGUAACUUACUAAUU
This is a messenger RNA of Danio aesculapii, 1184 nucleotides long. It is a transcript of the gene pglyrp5, whose product is annotated as peptidoglycan recognition protein 5. Gene Ontology annotation, molecular function: zinc ion binding; N-acetylmuramoyl-L-alanine amidase activity. Gene Ontology annotation, biological process: peptidoglycan catabolic process. The record is from RefSeq and is a predicted model, not a curated record. Lineage: Eukaryota; Metazoa; Chordata; Actinopteri; Cypriniformes; Danionidae.